AUGGGGUGUUUAAUCUUAAGACUAAUAAAAGAACUAGCAAAUAAAUUUAAAAACAUACAACCAUUCUCAAAAAUAUCUGGUGUUGAUAAAGGUGAUAAAAAAGAAUUUCAACAAUUUAUAGUAUUUAAGUUAUAUGAUAAAGAAGAACCAGAAAUUAUAAGUAGAACAUCAUUUAAACCAUUUAAUGAAUUGUAUAAAGAAGUGAAUAACCAAACAGAUAUAGAAACUUCCAAACAAGAUGAUUUAAAAGAACGUAUGAGACAAAUGGAAUUAGAUAUAAAUUCAAGAAUUCAAAAAAUGAAAGAAGAAUUAAUUAAAGAUAAACAAAAUAAAAUUACAGAAGAAGAUAUUAAAAAAGAAUCUAUUUUAUAUAAAAAUGGUAUGUUAAUGAAAAUAUUUAAAGAAAAUAAUAAAAUUAAUGUUAAUUAUAAAAUUGAUCCAAAUGAUUCAAUAUUACUCUGUUUAUGUCAAGAAAGGAAUUUACAAGAAAUAGAUAACUUAAUGAAUACUAAUGAAUUUAAAAGAGUAUUUAGUUGGAAACGUGGUGAAGGACCAUUAAGUAUAAGUUCAUUAGAUCUUCAAUAUCCUAAAGUAAGUAUUUUUAUUGAAACAGUUGAUAAGAGUAUUUUCGGAUUUUGUGCAUUAUAUCAAGAAGGGAAAUAUACUAAAGGAUGGUUUGUCUCAUUAGAAAAUCCACAAUCAAUUAGUCCAUUAUCAUAUGAAAAAAAUAACCCAAAUAAUAUUUUUAUUAUUCCAUCAAGUUCAUGUUAUGGAAUAGUUCUUGUAGGUGGAAGUUUAACAAUACUAACAACAUACAUUAACAUUUCUCAUCAUUUUAAGAAGAGUUUUAAUAUACCAUUUGAACUCGAAUUUUUUAUGAAUCUAAGUAAUAAAUCAGUAAUUGAACAUAAUGCAAUACAAAUAUAUUCAUGGAAAUAA
Messenger RNA from Entamoeba dispar SAW760, 939 nucleotides. RefSeq lists its product as uncharacterized. The transcript is spliced from 2 exons. Lineage: Eukaryota; Evosea; Mastigamoebida; Endamoebidae. The record is from RefSeq and is a predicted model, not a curated record. The coding region runs from base 1 to 939 and encodes 312 amino acids.